UCACCUCUUCUCCUUCCCUACCUCCCGAAGAUGCACAAUUGCCGCCAUCCUCCUCUCCUUGAUGCAUGGCUUGAUCCCAACGCCCAUCAAGAUCACAGGUCGCCACCAUCCUCCUCGCCUUCUGCCUUCCGGGCGUCCGGCCAACCGUGCCAGGGAAGUGGAAUCCCGUGUAACCUCCGGUGGCACCACAGUCUUCCCCUUCCCUGCCUCCAAAGAGACGCCCUCCCGUUCGCCACCCUAGACGGCUUUCUGACUCAAAGCUUUGCCCUUCAGCCCCUUUGUCGCCCUCCCUGACUCAGAGUUCUGGCCCUGAACCCCUGCUUCCUUUCUUCCUCCCCACCAUCUUCCUCCCCACCGCCAAUUUAAACGCCUCUCAUGCCCCCCUGCUCGCGUUGGUUCUGUUCAGAUCGAUGCAGACCACACCUUCAUCCGCCCUCGUCGUUCCCUACCCAAUUGUUCGACCUCGCAGUCCUUUGCUGUGAUCUUCUCCCUCAUACAUAUGAGCAGUUUGAAGAGUUAGUUUUGGUUGAUGCGUGAUAUUAGCAGUUUCUGAUAAUGAAAUCACCAAUCAACAAUUCAAGCCAGCCAUCUACCUGGUGCUCUGGCGUGAUUUUGGUCUUCUUUCAAGCAGAGAAAGAAGAGAUUAAGUUCACCAUCCCUUCUCUUCAUUGCUUAUAGUCAUGGCUACCAAAAGAUCUCCAAAUAAAACAGGGAAGGUUUAAUUUGUGCACUUCCUUUAUUGUAAACUUUUGUUCUGAAAUCAGCCUCCGAGUUAUGGAUCUCCAAAUAAAACAGGGAAGGUUUAAUUUGUGCACUUCCUUUAUUGUAGUCAAAAGGCAUCUUCAAUUUGUUAAGAAAACUUUUGUUCUGAAAUCAGCCUAGGAGUUAUGGCAACAAGGUUACUUAUAAGCCAUAUUUUCCAUUUUCUUCUUUCAAGUGAUUCCUAUUUAGUCAUGCAUGUUUUGAAUUACUAUGUUAUCAUAUUCGAAUUUUGUCCCAACUGCUCCAUAGAAUAUAAGCUAGCUGAGAAUGGAACACAGAUGUAAUAAACACCAUAAUUAUUCACAUGGUUUAUAGUUGUAAAUAAAAUUAUGCUACCUGGUCGUCUAUAAUGAUUUAGUUUUCUCUUGCCUGCUUUUUUCAGAACAGAUUGUGAUAUCUACAUAAGUGCAGACAGGUGAAGGAUUUCAUGUGAUUGUGGUCGUAACUAUUGAUUAUUUAUAAUGAUUUAUCUGCCUAUACAAUGUUUUUUGUUUGGAUCUUUCGUAGCUUUGGUAUCUUCGAAUGAUAAUACAGUGGGCGAUGAUGUGAUAGUACAACUGCUUAACGACUAUAGGAGGUCCACUGCAUCCAUCAUGGCAGAUGAAUAUGAGCUCUGUGGUCUCGGGUGACCAACCAACGACCCAGGCUAUUGAGCCCACUGGGUCGGAUCCGAAAGCUUCGGGUCCCUCAAUCGUCAUUGAGACGGUUGAGCCUCAAGUAGCAAUGCCUGAGGUGUCUUCUUCGGCGAGUGAGGAGCAUCAACUCGAAGGGUUGCCCCACUUGUCGACUCGCUUGGAGAGCAGCGGAGCCGAAACGGCUCCCUCGACUCCAGCUUGCCACUCGAUCAUCCGCUCCAUAACGGAGUUUGUUGAUCGCUAUGAGGAGGCGACGGCUGAGCGAGAUCAGCUUCGUCGAGACUUGGAGCAAAGCCAACAAGAGCUGAGGUCUGCUCAAGAUCUCCUUUCUCAGGCUAACUCCCUCAAAGAUGCCGUCGAGCUUCAGUCCAAGAGUUUGGAGAAGAAGCUUGCUGAUCUGGCCAGGGAGUCAGCAAAGAAGAUGGAGGCUGAAAAAUGCCUCGCCCAAGAAGCCUCGGACGCCCUUCUCGCCAAGGAGGCCGAGACGGAGAAGACGAGAGCUGUCCGACUCCAAGAAGUUGUCGGUCCUCUUGCAGGCCUGCUUUCCUUGUCGGGUAUUUUGACCUCGAGUGAGAAUUCACUCGAUAAGGUGAUUUACAUUGUGGCAAGCGUCAGCUCGGGAGCGGCGACUGGCAUUCAGCAAGCUUGUUCGGGAAGAUGUUUCCUGACGAGCAGGUGCCGGAGUCGCUAACGAAUUCAGCCGGGUCUAGACCAAUUCCGGUGCGGAGUCGAUGUUCGUGUUAGCACUAGCACACGGCGUCGGCGAGGACAUGCUACGGAAGGUGGUUUCAGGCCCUCCGUUGUUACCCAGCGGGGAGGAGGUGGCCUUGACGCCUUACUUCCAGCUUGGGGAAGAACUGGUGACCCAGCUGUCGGCUCAGCUGGGGAAUAUGGCCGCUAAGGGAGAAGCGGCUCCACCAUCGUCGACUCCUGCGCCGAGCCAGGAGCGGCAGAAAGAGCCCGUGACUCCGAUAGUUGAAGUAGGCGCCGAGAAAGUUGCGACAUCCGAGUCGAAUAUCACGAGUGCUGAGGUCUCGGCUAAGAUGCACCCUUCGAAAACCGCGGAGUCGAUGGCUCCUAAGGAGGUUCCUUCCCUAGACAAGACUCGAAGCGAAAUAGAGUUCUUUCGUCGACACCUCCAAGAAGCCGAAACUCAGGCCAAAGACUCAACGAUGCAGAGUCGGAGAGCCGUGAGCGAGUUGCAGAUUGCCAAGACCAAGCUAAAGGCGGCUGCCGCCCGCGAAGAGUUUAUCUUCGAGGAGCUUCGUGGGCUGAAUGUGCAGACCGACCCGCGAGCUGAGCAAGAUCGGGUAAGCAAUGCCCUGAAUGCUCGCCAAACGAUCGAUCGAUCAUCGUUCUGGUCUAACCGAGCAAGGGGUCAUGAACUAAUGCUUUUGCGAGACCGCAUAGACCAGAACAGAAGCUUCUUCGAUUCUCACUUAGAGACUUUGAAGGCGAUUCAUCAGGCAUUCUGGCCCUUGGAGGAGGUGCCCCAAGAGCUGAGCAAGCUGACCCGAAAGCUUGGGCAAGACAACAUCUUUCGGGAGCUGAUGGUACCGUCAGCUGGUCCGGGGGGCGAACAUAGCGUUGGCGUUUGUGCGGAUCCAGCACCCUCGACUCGAUCUCAGCCGAAUCUCGAAGCUUCCUGGUGACCCUGACAAUGAAAUCGACAUGCGACCUCAUUUCAAGGCUGUUUACGUGCUGGCGGCGAGGAUCAUCGGCUGGCGUUACUGGAAGGAAGAAGACCUUAUAGCUUGACAGCGUCGAUUGCCGAGUCCAUAGUAAAUAGUAGUAAAAUAGAUUAUAUCGGGUGCGCGACCAGCGCUCCUGGUGGGAGUAGCCCCCGAGUCUGGUGACGACUGUUUGAAGUG
Brachypodium distachyon (stiff brome) is the source of this 3268-nucleotide messenger RNA. RefSeq lists its product as uncharacterized. The transcript has 9 exons. The coding region runs from base 2129 to 3049 and encodes 306 amino acids. The record is from RefSeq and is a predicted model, not a curated record. Lineage: Eukaryota; Viridiplantae; Streptophyta; Magnoliopsida; Poales; Poaceae.